AUGGCGAAGAAAGAAGCUUCAAAAAAAAGACCUGCUAUAAGGGGUAUCAAAGAAAUUCCACAUCAGGCGUCGCAGGCAUCAAAGACAAAUGUUGAAGUAGAUGACAACCAAAGUGAAUUAGACAUCACUGGUGCAAGGUACAAGCUGCAAUACAGAUCAAAUAUGCUUGCCAUUAUCAAGGCAAUUGAAGAACUUAAGUUAAAUCAGGCUGAAGUGCAACAAGACAUUCCAUUGAAUAGAGACACAAAAAUCGAGCAGCUUGAGACAUUGGUUCAUACAAUGCAUAGUGAAAAAGCCGCAAUUGAGGCCGAAAAUGUGUCAUUAAAGGAGAAUGUCAAAAUUUUAGACGCUGAAGAUGCAGAUUUAAUAGAUCAAAUAAAUGAGUUGACAGUCCACAACAUCACUUAG
This is a messenger RNA of Ilex paraguariensis (yerba mate), 408 nucleotides long. The record is from the annotation of a GenBank genome assembly. Lineage: Eukaryota; Viridiplantae; Streptophyta; Magnoliopsida; Aquifoliales; Aquifoliaceae.